This is a messenger RNA of Lodderomyces beijingensis, 1269 nucleotides long. The record is from the annotation of a GenBank genome assembly. Lineage: Eukaryota; Fungi; Ascomycota; Pichiomycetes; Serinales; Debaryomycetaceae.
AUGAAGGUCCAGUCCCGCAAACAAGUUCUUUCACAUACGGAUUCACCAAUUUCGAUCCCGGUGUUGAACAUCAAUGACAUCUCAAAGGCUGUUGAUUCGUUCAGGCCUGGAACUUAUUAUGUUGAAGAUCUACCUGUGAAUCUCCCUACUUUCACCAACAAGACUACUCGUUCAUAUGGGAUUUCCACUGCUGAUGAAGAUCGAGAAAAUCGAGUCGUGAGCGAACCUCCUUAUCCUCCGCCUCCACCUCCGCAUCACACGGAGAUACGAAAACCGAUUGAGGAUUAUCGGGUGGUAUCAGGAUGGGGAACUCUGGAUUUCAACUUGCGAGCGCAUCGCUCGCCGCAGUUGCAUCAUGAGACGCAUUUUGCCAAGCUGCACCAAAGGAAUUCGCCAACACAGCGGCUACUGUACGACUCGAGCUCUCUGUUCUAUCCUAUGAGUCUCGAUCAAGUUAACCACCAGAAAUCCCGCGUCCACUCCAGCUUUCCAGAGAAUCGAGAUAGAGAUAACCAGCUAAGCGAGUACAGAGACUCUUUGUUCUCGGUAUCUGGCCAGUGGGAGAACGGAUCCUCAAGCAGUUCGGUUUAUGACGAUGACGACGACGGCACUAAUCCCGGGUUGGAUCGCGAGAAAGAUCCAACCAAAAGAAUGGAGUUUGCUCAUUUCCAACAAUUCACAAACUCUUACUCGACUACACCAUCUAGAGAGGCUUUUGCCGAAAAGUAUGAGCCACGCGUGGAUGUUUUUUCCAAGGGCUACAAGACAACGGCUAUAGCUGAGCCCACAAGUCUCCCGAAAGUGCGGACUCGCGAGGCUAUGGUUGAGGGUGCACGGAACAGUGUUCACAUUGGUUCGAGACAAAAAUCGGAAACAUUGGUAACCCAACCCCAUCCGUUGCAAAGCCUGUGUCCAACCAGCACAGCCCAUAACCACCGCCAAAGGAGACAACUGCAGCUGCAGCAAAAACAACCUAAACAACGCUUUUCCUCCACUGGAGCUGCUACCGCUGUGAAGCCUGGUGCGUCUGAUUUUUGCUUGGACAGCCCUUUCUUUUACAAUGAGAGUCGAUUCCCACGCGUUGCGUCGACUCCAAUAAAUUGGAAACAUUUCACGAUUGCCGAAACUGAUCACUUAACACAGAACGAAGCGAAGGAGAAAGUGGAGGCGGACGAGGAAGCAAAGAAGCGCAAGAAGAAGAAGAAGAAGAAUCGAAUGAGCUCGUUUAUUGGACAGUUGAGGACAAAGGAAAAGAAAUUAGAAUCCUGA